GUACGAAGUUUGAUUUUACUUCAUAUUUUAGCCUUAGUUGGAUGUUUUGAACAAUUCAAAUUUUUUUUCUGUUCUAUAUUUUCCGAAAACUAGUUUUUAAUGACAUCUAUUUAUUUUACCUAACUUUAAUGUUCAUUUCAUGGCUUCAGUUUCAAGUUCGUUCCAAUUCGCAGUAGAGAUGGUAAUGUAAAAAGAUGCUUUGUGAUCUUUACUUUCACUAUCAGCAAGUACUUGUUUUAAUGUACAAAGACUUUCUAUUAAUGAAAAGGAGGUAUGUAUGGACAGCUUUUUUUUUCCUGAUUCCAACAUUUAUUGCAUGCAUACCUGUGCUUCUUACAUGGACUCUUGAUGACUUAAAUCCAGUUGUAGUGAAUUUUUAUCAAGACUUCAUCUUUGGAGGAAAAUUUACUGGCAGAAAUGCAACGAACAUUCAAAAGGAAUAUGAGAUAUUAACAAAUGCCAAACCUUUUGUAUUAUCAAAUGACAUCAAACAGAAUAAUAUGGAUCUAUUCAGCGUGAAAGUAAAUGAGAUGCAUAAUGCUUUCAGAAGGCCUAAAUUACUUAAUGAGAAGGAUUAUAAGUUUAUUUAUUCUCCAGACAACAGUGUUACUUUUGAUCUGAUGCAACAAUCUGUUACUCUCUGGGUUAAGAAGAUGAAUAUAUCCACUGGUGUCAGUGUUUUAGCUUUUGAGAAUGAGUUUGAAUUAGAGGCUGUUGUAUUUGGUGUGCCUAAUAUGACAUACUUAAUUGGAACAGUGUUCCAAAACAUACAUGAUUAUCUGCCUGAUUCUUUGGAAUAUAAAAUCCGUGUGGGUGCUAAGGAUGAGUUUUAUACUUGCGAACAUAGUAAUUCAGGAAGAUAUGCAUGGAUUGAUGAUUUUUAUGUUGAAACGUGUUUUCUUGGAUGGCAAACAGCACUAGAGCAGACAUUUAUUAGCAUGACUGUUGAGUCAAAUCAUUCUAAAGUUGCUGUUCAAAAUGCAUUGAAUUCUAUUUAUCUGAAUCCAUUUCCAAAAGCUGAAAAAACUUUACACCCAAAAAGGAUGUUUUUGAAACAGGUUUGGCCAUUUGCAUUCGGUUUUGCCUUUUUCAUAUUUGCUUGCUGUGUUGUUGCUCAACUUACAAUGGAAAAAGAAUAUGAAAUAAAGACAAUGCUGGUAAUAAUGAGAAUGAAAAGAACCCCAUACUGGCUGAGCUUCUUUAUCAGGAACUUAUUAAAUGGCGCUUUGAUUGUAUUUCUUUUAAGUUGCUGUUAUAAGUUUUUGGUUCCAAUAGAUGUACCUUUGUUUGAAAAUGCUAACUUGGGCAUCAUUUAUUAUCUUCUCAUAUGUUUCUUUAUAAAAUUGCUCUUGUUUUGCAUGGUGUUCUCAAUAUUUUUCAGAAAUAGUAAGUCUUGCUAUGUUCAUAUAUUUAUCUAA
Uloborus diversus is the source of this 1418-nucleotide messenger RNA. RefSeq lists its product as uncharacterized. Gene Ontology annotation, molecular function: ABC-type transporter activity; lipid carrier activity. The transcript is spliced from 6 exons. Gene Ontology annotation, biological process: lipid transport; transmembrane transport. The record is from RefSeq and is a predicted model, not a curated record. The coding region runs from base 195 to 1418 and encodes 407 amino acids. Gene Ontology annotation, cellular component: membrane; intracellular membrane-bounded organelle. Lineage: Eukaryota; Metazoa; Arthropoda; Arachnida; Araneae; Uloboridae.